UUUUUUUUGCUUAGUAGAGACAUGAUUCUUUUAUGUUAUAUCAUUUUCGUACAGCUAAUGUUUGGACAAAACCAAGAUCAUACAAUGUGAUGCGACGUACGUUGACCUGGGUGAUCUUGCUGAGUCUGUGAGGCCACUCGGUAAAAUGUCGAAGAAUGUAGUUGCGUGUGGGAUUGACUUCAUCAACAGGCAUAUGGAUAUUUGUCCCAACAAAACAAUCAUGCAUUACAGUGUGACCUGCAAAAUAUGGGAUGGUGACUUCCACCAUAAAAUCCCGAGGAAGCAUUUUGCUGCGCAUGGUGAAUUCAAGCUCACAAUGAAGAAAUGUGUACUGUUCCCCAUGUUCCAGGAGCUUGCACCACGCAACCCACAUGACAAGUGUGGUCACCACUACGCGAUUUGCCUUGACCUGAAGAACCAACGAUUUGAGGUGCUAGAUUCAAUGCGUUCAGAAGCUGAUGCAGACCUUACUACGCAUGCUGAAUUCUUCAUCAACAACCUCAAAGAGACAUGGAACCGUCACUAUGAAAACUCAAGGGUCCAGAUCGGUCAUUUCCCAGUCGAGUACGUCGCGACUACGAAGCAAGGAAACCGGUAAUUACUAUCUUUUUACAUGUGUCCUCCACACCAAUCCCAAACCUUUUUUGUCACCUCUGCAUUGAAGUUUAUGAUUUUUUCUGUUCUCUUUAGUUGACCUGAUUCUUUUCUUUAUAGGCAUGACUGUGGCUUUCACAUGUUGGAAUACCUUGCAAAGUGGGAAGGUCGAUGGGUCCAUGUCGUCACAGCUGCAAUGGUCGUCGAGCUCUGGAAAAUAUACACAUGGAACUAGCUGAUGAAUGAAAAUUUCAACACGCGGGCCAACGCACGAGAGUUCAUAGAGGAAGCUGUUAAGAAAGCCAACAAGAAGUACAAGUGAUCACGUGGUGCUCCGUACUGCAUGCCUACCUUACAUUCUGUGGCUGAGGAAUGUAAGGUAUCAACUUGUUCUUUUAAAACUAUGUCCGUGUACUAUGUUAUGACUGCAUCUGCCCAUAGCCUAGUAUAUAGUGCUGGCGUGUGAGUGACAUUGAAUAUUUGUAAUAUAUGUGUGGAUGUGAACCUACUUAGGUGUGACAACAGCUACGUUUAUGUUUCAGUAUUAUUAUGUGUUCGUGGUUGGUAGUACCAGUUGGGUGUUUUUGAAUGUGUCUAUGAUGCCUGAAAACAUGGCAAAUGUAGUUGAUCCGACACGGUUAGUGAAAGUUAUCGUUCUUUUCGUUUGGCUUUUGGUUUUUUUGCAUUGCUAACUGUAUCGGUUAGCAUGGUAGUUCAUAAGCAGUUGUUACCUUGCAUUUUUUGCACGCGAUCGUUUCAACUAGUUUUUCAUAGUAUGCACACAAUACAAUAUAUGUGUAAUAAAAUGCGUUGACUGAAAACGGAAAUCUACAUGAUGGCAGAUUUAGUAUAAAUAACAUGGUAGAUUCAGUAGAAAUAACAUGGCAGAUUCAGUAGAAAUAACAUGGCAGAUUCAGUAGAAAUAAGAUGGCAGAUUCAGUAGAA
Messenger RNA from Aegilops tauschii subsp. strangulata, 1539 nucleotides. Lineage: Eukaryota; Viridiplantae; Streptophyta; Magnoliopsida; Poales; Poaceae. The record is from RefSeq and is a predicted model, not a curated record.